Molecule: messenger RNA, 543 nt
Organism: Caenorhabditis elegans
Lineage: Eukaryota; Metazoa; Nematoda; Chromadorea; Rhabditida; Rhabditidae
Gene: K05C4.10
Exons: 2
Coding region: 1-543 (180 amino acids)
Source: RefSeq, marked reviewed
AUGGAAAUUGAAAUAAAAAAUCGAUGUAUCUUCUUCUCCUUUUUCUACUACAUCUUCUUUGUCCACUUAUCCAUUUUUGGAGGGACCUUCAGAAGGAAAAGAGUGUGCUCUUCUUCAGCUGCUCCAUCUGAAUACACUCGCCCGAAAAUUGAGAGAGGAAAAGGACGAGAAGAUGGAAUUGCUUCUUCGCCUUCAUUUUGGUGGGUGCUCUUCAUUUUAACGGAAAACGAAGAGAGAGAGAGCAGAAUGGGGCAGGGAAAUUUGGCAGAAAAAUACAUUAGUCUACGAGAAAAUGAACGUCUUCUUUUUUUGGAUUUGGAAAAAAAAACAUUCGGUGAAAAAAUAAAGCUUUCCAUAGAAAGUAGUAUCCUUUGCAGCUCCGAGCAUGUGCUCCAAUUGCUCCUAAUUGGUAGUCUCAUCUUCUUCAGUCGGUCCUCCGUCCACUUAUUCACUUUAAGAGAAGCUUCUGCUGCUGCUGCUGCCAAUCUAAUUAUUUGUUCCCUUUUCUCUACUCUGGGAGAGAAGUUUCCGAAAAAGUUAUGA